Messenger RNA from Thyridium curvatum, 1449 nucleotides. RefSeq lists its product as uncharacterized. Gene Ontology annotation, molecular function: peptidase activity. The record is from RefSeq and is a predicted model, not a curated record. Bases 1 to 1449 code for a protein of 482 amino acids. Lineage: Eukaryota; Fungi; Ascomycota; Sordariomycetes; Thyridiales; Thyridiaceae. Gene Ontology annotation, biological process: proteolysis. The transcript is spliced from 2 exons.
AUGACAACGGCACGCAUGACCAGCAGCCGGGUGCACCAGCUCCCAGGCAAACUCCUCGUCGCGGAGCUCUUCUUCGAAGUGCCCCUCGACUACGCCGACCCGACCGGCCCCAAGAUCCAGCUCUUCGCCCGCGCCGCCACCCGCUACGAGCGGCCCAUCGUCCCGGCCUACGCGGGCACCCCCGCCGAGGCCGGCUUCGCCAGGGUCUUCGACGGCAAGCGGCCCUGGCUGGCCUACCUCGAGGGCGGGCCGGGCGUCGGCCACCGCGAGCCGCAGGACCACCCGCUGACGAACCCGCUCCUGGACCGCGGCUACGACGUCCUCUAUCUCGACUACCGCGGCACGGGCAUGUCGACGCCCAUCAGCGCCGCCAGCCUGCGCCGCGUCGCCGCCGCGGCCCAGGCCCAGGCCGACUACGUCAAGCACUUCCGCGCCGACAACAACGUGCGCGACUGCGAGGCCGUCCGCCGCUGCCUGACCGCCGACCUGGCGGCGCCCAGGGGCGACGGCGACGGCGAGGACCGCAGGAAGUGGUCCACCUUCGGCCAGUCCUACGGCGGCUUCGUCACGCUGACCUACCUGUCCCUCGCGCCCGAGGGCCUGCGCGAGUGCUUCAUGACCGGCGGGCUCGCCCCGCUCGGCAGGACGGCCGAGCAGGUCUACGCCCAGACCUACGGGCGCGUCGACGAGCGCAACGCGGCCUACUUCUCCAAGUACCCGGAGGACGUCGACACCCUGAGCAGGCUGUCGUCGCACAUCCUGCGCGAGCACGGCGGGGCCAUCCCCCUGCCCGCGGGCGGCCGGCUCACGGUCCGGCGCCUCUUCACGCUGGGCCAGACCUUCGGCGCCCACGGCGGCCUCGACGCCGUGCACGCCCUGCUGCUGCGCAUGCGUGCCGACCUCGACCAGCACGGCCUCAUCGCCCGGCCCGCGCUGUCCGCCUUCGAGCGCUUCCUCGCCUACGACGACUGCCCCUUCUACGCCUUCAUGCAGGAGGUCAUCUACUGCUACGGCCCCGGCGUGUCCUCCGACUGGGCCGCCGACCGCGUCGGCCGCACCCUCGACCGCUACCGCUGGCUCUCGGACCCGGCGGCGGCGGCGGACCCGGCGCAGUACCCGCUGCACUUCGCCGGCGAGAUGAUGUACCCCUUCAUGUUCGACGACUACCCGGAGCUGCGCGAGCUGCGCGAGGUGGCCGACAUCCUCGCCCGGCACGACGGCUGGCCCCGGCUGUACGACGAGGCGCGGCUCGCGCGCAACGAGGUGCCCGUGUACGCCGCCAGCUUCGACGACAUGUACGUCGACAUGGAGUUUGCGCGCGAGGUCGCCCGCAAGGUGAAGGGCAUCCGCGUGCUCGAGACCAACGUCAUGUACCACAACGCGCUGCGGUCCAAGACCGACGAGCUGCUGGCGCAGAUCUUCAAGCUGCGUGACGACGUGAUUGAUUAG